UUUCUAGCCCAAGUAAUGACUAGGUUGGCCCAAUUCUGCCUUAGCCCAAAUCGCUAGUAGGACUACAAGGAGAACCAAACCAAAAGUAACGAAGUCAGCCAGGCCAGUUCGAUCGUUUCCUCCAGAAUACGUUCCGUCGCCGUCUUUUGGUCUACUCCUUCUGGUACAGGCGAACGGCAGGUCGGCAGCAGCAGCACGGGGCGCCCACGCCGGGCACGCACAGGCAGGGGCGCCUGAAGCUGCAGGCUGCAGAAAAUGCGGAGGUAUUUGAUUAAAAGGCCAAGCCAUGGGACUGCGACAAGUACCAACACCGGGUCAGAAAACGAUGUGCAAAGCCCUAUGGAGGCGAGCCACAAUACUGAGUCGGAGAAUGAUGUGCAAAUCCCUAACAUGCAGCAAGAUCCCUCUCCUAAUGUAAAUGAGUUUAAUCCGGAUGAUAUUGUUUGUGAUCCAGCUCUUAGAAGGCAAAUUGCUUCAUAUUCUCCAGCAGUUCAAGAUCAAGUGAGGAGGGCAUACAUAUUAAAGGGACCUACCCAACCAGUAGUGAAAUAUCUUCGUACCGAUGGAAGGGCAUUUUCCCAAUCUUGGUUCAAAAGGUACAAUUGGAUUGAAUAUAGUGUGUCCGAACAUGCAGCCUUUUGUUUCUAUUGCUUCCUCUUUAAGAAUCCUGGAAGAUCUGAACGUUUUGGUUAUGAUGUCUUCACCAAAACUGGUUUUAAGGAUUGGAAGCAUGCCUAUAAAGCUUUACCGGAGCAUAUUGGUGGUGUGGGAAGCGAUCACAAUAAUUGUGUUCUCCAUUGUGAUGCUUUGAAAAAUCAAAACCAAAGUGUGGCAACUAAAUUGGCUAGAGUCACGGAUGAAUCAAAAGAGCUAUAUAAAAUCCGUUUGACUUCUUCUCUAGAGUGUUGUAGAUAUCUCAUGGCACAAGGUUUAUCUUUUCGUGGCCACGAUGAAUCAUCCACUUCUUUGAACAAAGGCAACUUUCUAGAGAUGAUUGAUAUGUUGAAAGAUGGCAAUGAGAAAAUAAGAGAUGCUUUUGAUCGCGGUGGAAGGAACUGUCAAAUGACUUCCGGUGAGAUACAAAAGGAUCUUGCAAGGUGUUGUGCGGAAGAAGUCACCGAAGUGAUUAUGGGAGACCUUGGUGAUAAACAAUUCUCCGUUCUUAUUGAUGAGUCACGUGAUAUAUCCGUGAAAGAACAAAUGGCGGUAAUGUUGAGGUACGUGAGCAAUGAAGGGAAAGUUGUGGAACGUUUUCUUUGUCUAUAUCAUAUCAAAGAUACUACAUCAGAGGCACUAAAGUUAGCUCUUAUUAUGAUUCUUGAUCAUUACAAACUUCCAAUUUCAAGGCUUAGAGGGCAAGGAUAUGAUGGAGCUUCAAACAUGAGAGGUGAAUUUAAUGGCUUGCAAAGAAAAAUUCUAGAUGAGAACCCAUAUGCCUUCUAUGUGCAUUGUUUUGCUCAUCGUCUGCAGCUUGUAGUGGUCGCUGUUGCUACUUCUUCUUGCUCAUAUAUUCAUGAUUUUUUUUUAGUAUGUAUCACUGAUUGUAAACACAACAAGUUCAUCAUGCAAGAAGAUGGAAUUAUUGAUGGAAGAAGCCCACAAAGCCAUUUUGGAUAAGCUUGAGAGGGGUAAAUAUC
This is a messenger RNA of Lolium perenne, 1637 nucleotides long. Lineage: Eukaryota; Viridiplantae; Streptophyta; Magnoliopsida; Poales; Poaceae. The record is from RefSeq and is a predicted model, not a curated record.